UUGGAUGCUGGAUUUGGAACAAAGCUGCCGAAUUUCAGAGAGUGAUUUAGGCUGCUUGCUGAAAGAAGCAUGUUGAGACCAGACAUCUAAGAGGUAGAGCAACUUGCAGGUGUGCAGUUAUAUGCGGGAUAUUGAGAACGUGGUGUUGCUGUUAGCAGUAAGAGGUUAGGUGAUGGUGCAGAGGCUUCAAUCCGUUCUGACCCUCUACCUGUCAGGAGUGUUGGCUUUCCUAGGCCUGUGGUGGUACACCUCUCGGAAGAAGGAACACCUCACUGACAAGGGUGAGACGACCGCAGACCAGGAGCACCUGUCCUCCCCUAGAGACAUGGGUAACUGUGUUGUGGAGAAUGGCCACUCGACUGGGACGCAUAUGGACGGGCACGCAGUGAGGGAGCGGUCAUUAGUGGAACAGGAGCUUGUUGAUAGUACAAACACCCCAGCAGCAGCAGAGCUGGGUAUAGUCCCACUCUGCCAAUCACAACCUGAGGUAAGGGUUGUGGCUGCAGACGGUCUCAUUAGAGGCCUGGAUACUGCUGCCGUGAAGCCUGUUUACGAGAGCACUGAGUCUUCAGCUCAAGUGUUCCUAGAGACUGCAGCUGAGGAUGGACCUGAGCAGGAUCUGGAAUUACAAUGGGAACACCAGCCAUGCUUAGAAUCAACUUGUUCCUUAUCAAUCUGUGACCUAGGCUCUGUUAAAUCUAAGUCCGUCGGUGAAAGUGCAGGUUUAAAUCAACCACCACAGUCUGAGACACUGGAGGACAUUACAAACAGCACUUUGAACCAGGAGCCUGCAGAGGCGGUGGUUGGACCGGAGCCUGCAGAGGCGGUGGUUGGACCGGAGCCUGCAGAGGCGGUGGUUGGACCGGAGCCUGCAGAGGCGGUGGUUGGACCGGAGCCGGCAGAGGCGGUGGUUGGACCGGAGCCGGCAGAGGCGGUGGUUGGACCGGAGCCGGCAGAGGCGGUGGUUGGACCGGAGCCGGCAGAGGCGGUGGUUGGACCGGAGCCGGCAGAGGCGGUGGUUGGACCGGAGCCGGCAGAGGGAGACAUGCUGUCUGCUGUGGAAGAACCAACCUGUCUGGCUUUCCCCAGCCACCUUAUAACCAGUCAGGUGUCUGCCUCAAAGCAGCCAUUGGGAAUUCUGAGGUCACCUCAGAAGAAAGACCAGUCUGAGGAAUGUGAACUCAGCAGGAGCAACAUUGCAGAAAUUAACCAGCUGGUGUCAUGGCUCAUCACUGAUGUGGUCUCUGCAGCAGUGAGUCAAUUCCUGAAGGAGAAGACACAGCUAGGACGUAGUGUUAGUCCUCUCUGUAGCGGGGACCCCUGCAAAGCCGCAGACCACAUCUCAAUGCAUAAUAGUGAACCUGAGCAUGAGAUGCCACCUCUAUUCCAAGAGGAUCUGUGUUCAACAACCGGCAGAGAGAACAUCAGUUCAUCUCCUAUAGUUCAGGAGGACGUGAAACACGACCACAGCAGUAGAGCUCAGAUUGAGAAGAUCGAGCUAGCAGAAGAAGAUUCUGCAGUAGGGGAUUCUGGAUCCAGCUCUGGUCAGACUGAAAAGGUCUCCAGUGGCAAUGACUUGAGCACCAGUAUGAGCUCGCAACCACCCAGAGGACCCGCUGAAGGACAGGAGGCCACCAGCAUGUUCCUUACUAACGGUUGGUGGACGGCGAAUGUUCCAGGCUCUGGUGUGAACAGCAUGGACUGUGUAGACGGUUACUGUGAACAUGAAGCCAGGGACAACAAGCAUAGCAGUCCCAGUCCACCAAGUCAGCUACUGAACACCGAUCAGGCAUUUGAAAAAUACAACCAAAGUCACAACAGCAGCCAAUCACCGACUGUUUGGGAGAUAGAGGUGCCAAAUCAUUUUGUUGGUAGAGUGAUUGGGAAGAAGGGGCGACAUAUGAACUACCUGAAGGAGAAGUCUGGAGCUAAGGUCUUCAUCACCGCCCUACCUUACACCCAGGAGUUCCAGAUCUGCCACAUAGAGGGGUCAGAGGAACAGGUGGAUUGUGCUCUGGAGCUGAUCAGGAAAAAGAUCAAAGAUCUAGAUGUGACCAACUGUUAUGUCCAACCUCCAGUGGCCAGCCUGCCCUCUCUCUCCAUCACAUCCUGGCUGCUGCUUCCCCAUAGGGUGACCGUUGAGGUAACGGUGAUCCAGAUAGCGUCUGGGAACUGUGUGUUCCUCCAGCAGCACAAACACCCCACCUUCCAUGCUCUCUGCGGUCUGGACCAAAAUAUGAGCCUGUGCUACUCUUACCCAGGGUGCCCUCCCCUGCCAGCCCCAGUGGAAGUUGGAGUGAUCUGUGCUGCCCAGAUGCCUGAGGGAGCCUGGUGGAGAGCGCAGGUGAUGGGUCACCAUGAAGACACCAUGGUGGAACUCCGCUAUGUGGACUAUGGAGGCUAUGACAUAGUGAAAAUGGACACUCUCCGCCAGAUCAGGUCUGACUUCGUUGCGUUGCCGUUCCAAGGGUCUGAGGUGAUCCUGGAAAAUAUUGCACCCAUUCCAGGAGAAGAUUUUAAAGCUGCAGCCAAAUCUUCCCUGGAGGAGAUGACACGAGGAUUGGGACUACUUGCACAGGUCACGAACUAUCACACCAGUGGCAUUCCUUUGGUACAGAUAUGGAGAACAGAAGGAGAAGAGUUGGUGUCUGUGAACCGUGCUAUGGUGGAUAAUGGACUGUGCAGCUGGGUAGACAGCCCCUGACCGUGAAGCGCAAUCCUGGCUGUUCAGAUAGUUUUAAUAUGUCCUUCCUGCUUUGUGAGGGAAGCACAGAUCCAUAAGUGAUUGGAUAGGUGUAAGUUUACCACCCUAUUACUUUCACCAAUCCAGAUCUGUGAUUACCUCACGGUAGCUAGGAAGGAACAAUGGAUUUCUGAAGUAUUCAAACAGGGCCCUUGCCUUGUCUUUCACUUUUUUACCCCCUCAGUCCCACCUCUGGACUGCUGCCUUGAUGACACGACAAUGUCGUCCUGCGGCUCAACGUCUUCCUGCUCAACUCAACCAUUAUACCUGUUUCUUUACAACCAUGUACACGCAAUCCAAGUUAUUAUUUUGAAGUUUUAUUUACUCCCACCCGGUCCUAUAAAUGUUUGUAUUGGACACAUAAUGUAAUCAUAACAAUCUCACCCCCCCCCACACACUGAAUACGAUUUUGUUUUUAAUGUAUACAUUCCUAUUAAGAAACUAAAUAAAGAUCAACUGUCCUUA
This is a messenger RNA of Salmo salar (Atlantic salmon), 3208 nucleotides long. Its product is annotated as A-kinase anchor protein 1, mitochondrial. The record is from RefSeq and is a predicted model, not a curated record. Gene Ontology annotation, cellular component: mitochondrion; membrane. Gene Ontology annotation, molecular function: RNA binding; protein kinase A regulatory subunit binding. Lineage: Eukaryota; Metazoa; Chordata; Actinopteri; Salmoniformes; Salmonidae.